Messenger RNA from Anolis carolinensis (green anole), 3202 nucleotides. It is a transcript of the gene chrna2, whose product is annotated as cholinergic receptor nicotinic alpha 2 subunit. Gene Ontology annotation, biological process: nervous system process; response to nicotine; synaptic transmission, cholinergic. The coding region runs from base 77 to 1660 and encodes 527 amino acids. Gene Ontology annotation, cellular component: synapse; postsynaptic membrane; neuron projection. The record is from RefSeq and is a predicted model, not a curated record. The transcript has 6 exons. Gene Ontology annotation, molecular function: acetylcholine-gated monoatomic cation-selective channel activity; acetylcholine receptor activity. Lineage: Eukaryota; Metazoa; Chordata; Lepidosauria; Squamata; Anolidae.
GGAAGGAUUCUAUAGUUUUCUUAAACAUUGCACUUGGAAUUUCAGUGCUGAGGUAGAAGUAACCGUUUGGUGGAAGAUGGACCCGUUCAGGACCUUUCGGAUUGUUGCCUGGUAUUGCUUUGUUUUGUUGCCAGCAUCUGUCCAAAGCCGGACGCAAACCCAGGCAGAAGAGCGGUUAUUCCGAUACCUUUUCAACACCUACAACAAGUGGUCCAGGCCCGUCCCCAAUACCUCUGACGUUGUCAUCGUAAGGUUCGGACUCUCCAUCGCUCAGCUGAUUGACGUGGAUGAGAAGAACCAAAUGAUGACUACAAAUGUUUGGCUGAAACAAGAGUGGAACGACUACAAACUGCAGUGGAACCCGCUGGAUUUUGACAAUGUCACGUCUAUCCGAGUUCCUUCGGAGAUGAUCUGGAUUCCAGAUAUUGUGCUAUAUAACAAUGCCGACGGGGAGUUUGCCGUGACGCACAUGACCAAGGCGCACCUCUUCUCUAACGGCAGCAUCAAGUGGGUCCCGCCGGCCAUCUACAAGAGCUCCUGCAGCAUCGACGUGACCUUCUUCCCCUUCGACCAGCAGAACUGCAAGAUGAAGUUUGGCUCGUGGACCUACGACAAGGCCAAGAUCGACCUGGAGAGCAUGGAGCACCAGGUGGACCUGAAGGACUACUGGGAGAGCGGGGAGUGGGCCAUCAUCAACGCCGUGGGCACCUACAACACCAAGAAGUACGACUGCUGCACCGAGAUCUACCCGGACAUCACCUACAGCUUUGUCAUCCGCCGCCUGCCCUUGUUCUACACCAUCAACCUCAUCAUCCCUUGCCUCCUCAUCUCAUGCCUGACCGUCCUGGUCUUCUACCUGCCCUCCGACUGUGGGGAGAAGAUCACCCUCUGCAUCUCGGUCCUGCUGUCCCUCACUGUCUUCCUCCUCCUCAUCACCGAGAUCAUCCCGUCCACCUCCUUGGUCAUCCCGCUCAUUGGCGAGUACCUGCUCUUCACCAUGAUCUUCGUCACCCUCUCCAUCGUCAUCACCGUCUUCGUCCUCAACGUCCACCACCGCUCGCCCAGCACACACAAGAUGCCCCGCUGGGUCCGCAACUUCUUCUUGGAUUUUGUCCCUCGGUGGCUCUUCAUGAGACGCCCACCACUGGUGCCUCCAGGGCUGAAGGCGGCCGGCGAGGAGACCGUUGGUCAAUAUGAUGUCCCUCCGGCCAACCUGAGCACCUCCCAGUGCUGGCUGGAAGCAGACCUGCAUGACAAGUGGGACGGGGAGGAAGAGGAAGGUGGGGAGGAGAGGCGGCGGAGGGGCCAGCUGCCCCUCCAAGGACUCUGCCACAACCACUGCCUCCAGUACCGCUACACCUGCGCCCGGCACCUGGGAAGGAGCUUCGUGGAAUUCAUCCAGCGCCCGGCCGCCAAAACGGAGAAUUUGGCCACUUCGGAGCCGGGCCUCCAACUUUCUCCGGGGAUCCUGAAGGCCUUGGAAGGCGUGCACUACAUCGCCAACCACCUGCGGGCCGAGGAUGCAGAUUUUUCAGUGAAGGAAGACUGGAAAUAUGUCGCAAUGGUGAUCGACCGCAUCUUCCUCUGGAUGUUUGUCAUCGUCUGUUUGCUGGGGACCAUUGGCCUUUUCCUUCCUCCUUUCCUGGCAGGAAUGAUCUAGAGUGGACACUCCAACACCAUCUUCCAAGAGAUCAAGGCCAAACAUGGAGCCACCACCAAAAAAAGCCACGACUUGAAGCUCUUGCUGGACAUCUAGCUCACCUUCCCAAGAGUGGUCAGUUUUACAGUCCAAAUCUCAGAUGGACAUCAAACUUAUUUUCCUAAGAGUGGUCAGUCUCAUCCUCUGGAUCCAAGAGAACCUCAAAUCUGGAGAAACAUGUCCUGCUGGAUUUUAUGAGCCAGACUCUUUCCAUUUAACUGGAUUUUUACAAACUACUAUAGACUGAGAACUGGGAUUGCCUUCUAGGUUAACCUCAUGCACCGUGAUUUAGAGUUGGAAGGGACCCCUCAAGGUCAUCUAGUCCAAUGCAAUUCUAUCGUGAAGAAAUGCACAAGCCCUCCCAAAAGAUGGACAUCCAGGCUCUGUUUCAAGAUCUCCAGAGGAGAUUCCAUUCCACUCUGAAGUGAUCUAUGUGCCAUUUGGGUUGGAAGAGAUCCCUAAAGGCCAUCCAGCCCAACCCCUUCUUGCCAUAUAGGAAGACACAAGCUAAGCCUUCCCGACAGAUGGCCUUCCAGCCUCUGCUUGAAACCUUCCAGAGGAAACUCUGGCAGAUGCCAAACAAUAGCAGAUUCCACUAAUGAACAGCCCAGGAAGUUGAAUGCACAGAAUGAACUUCUCAAGAAGUUCUUCCUAAUGUUCAUGUGGAAUCUUCCAGUUUCUAAUUACGGUGCAGCAUAUUUAUGCCAUACUGAAAUUAUGCUGGACAGCAACCUUCCUUUGUGGCAAAUACAAUGCUUCUGUCCAGAAAAAUCCCACUUUUCAUAUAUAUACAGAACCGUUUUAUUUUGGGACCGGAAUAAACUUGCAGCUGCUUAUUAAAACCUGGGAUCUGGACACUCCUUGAAGCUUUCAUUCUGCUGGCAAGAAUGAGUAGUGGUCACAAUGAUUUGUAUACAGAGAUCUUUGGUAAACACAACCCUUUCCUGCACUUAAUGCAGUUGUUCCUAAGGAAGAGAAAUCUCAGGAUUCUACAGCACUGAACCAGGGCAGUUGAAGUGGUGUCAAACCACAUUCAUUCUACGGUGUAGAUGCACCCUUGGAGGCAUUUGGCCUUCACACUUUGCAAGGCCCAUGCUUGGACUCCGAUGUGUAUGGACACCGAAUGUAUUUGGCAUUUUGCAAGGUCCUGCUGGUCCCAUGUUUGGGAGAAGGAAAGAAGUUCCCCGUAUAUUGCUCAAGUUUCAACCCAGUUUGGAUGCUCAUCGAGAAAGAUCUUUUCCAGCCUUCGGUGAUUUGGGCCACACGCUACGUAUCCCACCUUUCGGCUUGUUCCCUUUGUGCUUGAGCUCUGCUUUCCUUUACCUGGAUAACAUAACCCCUCAUCCCCAGCCAGCAUGGCCAAGAGCUGAUCUUGUUCCCUUCUGAGAUGGCUUGGACCAUCUGGACCACUGACGGCAGAAUGGGUUCUCAAACUAUUUCCCUGUUCAAUGCAGUGAUUGAAUAAAAAUGCUAAGGAUCCGCUUUUUAAAAACGCUCUCUUUA